This is a messenger RNA of Grus americana (Whooping crane), 1311 nucleotides long. It is a transcript of the gene FGF20, whose product is annotated as fibroblast growth factor 20. The record is from RefSeq and is a predicted model, not a curated record. Gene Ontology annotation, cellular component: cytoplasm. NCBI's taxonomy places the organism in Eukaryota, Metazoa, Chordata, Aves, Gruiformes, Gruidae. Gene Ontology annotation, biological process: cell differentiation; positive regulation of cell population proliferation; positive regulation of gene expression. Gene Ontology annotation, molecular function: growth factor activity; fibroblast growth factor receptor binding.
AUGGCCGCCGCUCCGCCCCAGCGACAGGCGGACGGAGCCCUCCGGGGUGCCGGCAGAAGCCUCGCGAGAAGCGGGGAAGGGGUGGGGAAGCGAGAGGCCCCCUCCAGUCCCCGCCCCGCGCCACCUGCCCCGCCGCACCGAAACCACCGGCCUGCCCGCGGCCAGCGCUCCGCAGCCGGGCCGGCGGCCACCCCGCCUUCCCUCGUAGCCCAGCGGCGAGGCUGGAGGCACCGGCUCCCGCCCGGGUUGCAGCAGGCGGUGCCCCGCGGGGGUGCCCGAGGGGACAGGCAGCAGCAGGCAGCGGGGCGUUUUCUGCCUGCGGCGGGCUGCAGCCAAGUUAGUGGAGAUACGAGAACGGUCACGGACCUGAAUCCGGGCAGUUUAAGCCAAAAUGUUUGGGAAGGCCUCCCCGCAGAGGGCUUCAUUAGCAUAUGUCAGGGGGACCGCCGUAUAUAUAUAUACACACGCGGGGCGUAUAAACACCACCCCGCCGCCUGGCUCACACCGGCACGGAUGGCUAGGCUCGGCUCAGCACGGCUCGGCCCUGCCGGCUCCCCAUGCUUGGGGCCCCGCCGCGCACCCCCACAUGCCCGCCGGGAGAGGCCGGCAGCCGCUCUCCGCCGCCGCGCCCUAGCCCGCUCGCCCCGCGCCCCCAUGGCUCCGCUGGCCGAGGUGGGGGGCUUCCUGGGCGGCCUGGACGGCCUGGGGCAGCCGGUGGGCGCCCACUUCCUGCUGCCGCCCGCCGGGGAGCGCCCGGCGCUGCUCGGGGACCGCCGGGCUCCGGCGGAGCGGACGGCCCGCAGCGGCGGCGCGGCGGCGGCGGCAGCGGCGGCAGCGGCGGACCUGGCGCACUUGCAGGGCAUCCUGCGGCGGCGGCAGCUGUACUGCCGCACCGGCUUCCACCUGCAGAUCCUGCCCGACGGCAGCGUGCGCGGCACCCGCCAGGACCACAGCCUCUUCGGUAUCCUUGAAUUCAUCAGUGUGGCAGUGGGACUGGUCAGUAUUAGAGGUGUGGACAGUGGCCUUUACCUUGGAAUGAAUGAGAAGGGAGAACUCUAUGGCUCUGAGAAACUAACUUCUGAAUGCAUCUUCAGGGAACAGUUUGAGGAAAACUGGUACAACACCUACUCGUCCAAUGUGUACAAACAUGGAGAUUCGGGGCGGCGAUACUUCGUAGCACUUAACAAAGACGGUACUCCCAGAGAUGGGGCAAGGUCCAAAAGACACCAGAAAUUCACACAUUUCUUGCCCCGGCCCGUGGAUCCUGAAAGAGUUCCAGAACUGUACAAAGACGUGUUAGGAUACAGCUGA